UAGAGCAUCUCCCCUCCACCAUUCCCACCUUUCCAAACCCAUAAGUUCACAACUAAUAAAGCUCUUGUAUCUCCAAAAUUAACCAUGCAUGCAUGAACAACCAAACAAGAAGACAACAAUAAUCAUGGACUGGUUCUUACGUGAUCCCAGAGGGCCUCAAUGGAAGCAAGGUUGGAGAGGCCAAGUCCUGGCCUCAAUUUCACUUCCUCCGGCACCGCUCCUCGCCGUCUUCGCCAUAGUAGUUCUCUUCCUUUCUUUAUCAUGGUACACCAACUACAAGGAGCAGGUGCACCGUUCUGAGCUCGGCCUUCGCUUCUUCUUUAUUCUUUUUCUGUUUUUGGUGGUCUUAGUCCUGGCAGGGUACAUGCUCGUUGAUAGAAGGUUUAAGUUCCGGAGGUUUGGGCCGGAGCAGGAGGGUAGAGACAUGGCGGGGAGCUCGCCGUGGGGUGUGGCUGCGCUUGUGGUGGUGCUUUUGUUGAUGGUGUCUUACCAGUCUUCUUUUCAUUCACAGUGGUUUAGACCUCUGUGGAGGUAUACUUAAAAAGAGUAGUUACUGAUGAUCAUGAGGCUCCUCCUGCUCCUCCUCCUCCUACUCUUUGUGAACAACUGCUGUUUCAUGUGCUUGUUUGUUGAAUGUUGAUGUUAUAUAAAUAAAUAAAUAUGUUAAUAGCUUAAUUAUAUAUGGUGUUAUUAA
Dioscorea cayenensis subsp. rotundata (Guinea yam) is the source of this 694-nucleotide messenger RNA. RefSeq lists its product as uncharacterized. The record is from RefSeq and is a predicted model, not a curated record. Lineage: Eukaryota; Viridiplantae; Streptophyta; Magnoliopsida; Dioscoreales; Dioscoreaceae. The transcript has a single exon. Bases 89 to 541 code for a protein of 150 amino acids.